Malaclemys terrapin pileata is the source of this 4437-nucleotide messenger RNA. RefSeq names its product cholinergic receptor nicotinic beta 2 subunit (gene CHRNB2). Bases 172 to 1704 code for a protein of 510 amino acids. Gene Ontology annotation, molecular function: transmembrane signaling receptor activity; acetylcholine-gated monoatomic cation-selective channel activity. Gene Ontology annotation, cellular component: postsynaptic membrane; neuron projection; synapse. Lineage: Eukaryota; Metazoa; Chordata; Testudines; Emydidae. The record is from RefSeq and is a predicted model, not a curated record. Gene Ontology annotation, biological process: nervous system process; signal transduction; regulation of membrane potential. The transcript has 6 exons.
UCUGAGCAGCGCCCGGAGCCGCCCCGCGCUCCCGCCGCCUCCAGCACCCGGGACAGAGCCGCGCAGGGGCCGGCGCAGCCGCUUCAGCACCGGGGACAGCGGCCGCUUCGCGCCGCUCUGCAGCCCCGGCCGCCCGGCUCCGGCCGGGCCAUGUCCCGCCGCCGCUAGAGGAUGCAGCCGCCGCCCGCCCCCAUGGCCUCGCUCGUGUGCCUCCUCCUGCUCGGCCUCCUGAGAAGAAGCCUGGGCACCGACACGGAGGAGCGGCUGGUUGAGCACCUCCUGGACCCAUCCCGCUACAACAAGCUGAUCCGCCCGGCCACCAACGGCUCGGAGCUGGUGACCGUGCAGCUCAUGGUGUCGCUGGCCCAGCUCAUCAGUGUGCACGAGCGGGAGCAGAUCAUGACGACCAACGUGUGGCUGACACAGGAGUGGGAGGAUUACCGCCUCACCUGGAAGCCAGGGGACUUUGACAACAUGCGGAAGGUGCGCCUGCCCUCCAAGCACAUCUGGCUGCCGGACGUCGUCCUCUACAACAAUGCCGACGGGAUGUACGAGGUCUCCUUCUACUCCAACGCGGUGGUCUCCUACGACGGCAGCAUCUUCUGGCUGCCCCCGGCCAUCUACAAGAGCGCCUGCAAGAUCGAGGUCAAGCACUUCCCCUUCGACCAGCAGAACUGCACCAUGAAGUUCCGCUCCUGGACCUACGACCGGACGGAGAUCGACCUGGUGUUGAAGAGCGACGUGGCCAGCCUGGACGACUUCACGCCCAGCGGCGAGUGGGACAUCAUCGCCCUGCCGGGGCGGCGGAACGAGAACCCUGACGACUCCACCUACGUGGACAUCACCUACGACUUCAUCAUCCGCCGCAAGCCGCUCUUCUACACCAUCAACCUCAUCAUCCCCUGCAUCCUCAUCACCUCACUGGCCAUCCUGGUCUUCUACCUGCCCUCCGACUGCGGUGAGAAGAUGACACUCUGCAUCUCCGUGUUGCUGGCCCUCACCGUCUUCCUGCUGCUCAUCUCCAAGAUCGUGCCGCCCACCUCGCUGGACGUGCCGCUGGUGGGCAAGUACCUGAUGUUCACCAUGGUGCUGGUGACCUUCUCCAUCGUCACCAGCGUGUGUGUGCUCAACGUGCACCACCGCUCGCCCACCACCCACACCAUGCCGCCCUGGGUCAAGGUGGUCUUCCUGGACAAGCUGCCCACCGUCCUCUUCAUGAAGCAGCCGCGCCAGAACUGUGCCCGCCAGCGGCUGCGCCAGCGCCGGCAGAACCAGGAGCGGGCUAGCAGCAGCUUCUACCUGCGGGAGAGCGCCCGCUCCUGCACCUGCUUUGCCAACCAGGCCACCAUCCAGAAGUUCGGUGCGGGGGGCGGCCGGCAGUUCACCGAGGCGGCUGACAGCGCCAAUGGCUACCGGGAGCGGCAGGGGCAGGCCCCGGCGCCCAGCCAGCAGUGCUGCUGUGGGGUGGAGGAGGCGGUGGAUGGGGUGCGCUUCAUCGCAGACCACAUGAGGAGCGAGGACGACGACCAGAGCGUGAGCGAGGACUGGAAAUACGUGGCCAUGGUGAUCGACCGCCUCUUCCUGUGGAUCUUCGUCUUCGUCUGCGUCUUCGGGACCAUCGGCAUGUUCCUCCAGCCGCUGUUCCAGAACUACGCCACCACCUCCCUGCUGCAGCUCAACCACGGCCCGCCCAGCUCCAAAUAGGGCUGGGGGACGGCCGGCAGCCCUGCCCCGUGCGCGUGGAGCCAUCACCCCACGACAAAGACAGGGGCCUGGCGCGCGUGACUGGAGCACGCAGGCCCGGGGGAGUCCGGGGAGGGGGGUCUCAGGGCCUUGCUGCUGUUUUCAGUCCUGGCUCCCGCUGCUGGGGGGGGAGGGGGCACGUCCGCCCCAUUGAGAGCAAAGCCCCAGGAGCUGAUGGAGGAGACAGGCCGGGAGCAGCUCGAGGUGCCCCGGCCCUUCCUGGGAGGGACAGCACUGCUCCAGCAACUGCGCUUGGGGGUCAAGGAGGGCUUCCCUCCCCCCAGAUAGAUUAGCAAGGCCAAACAGUCCCCACAGUAGUGCGGCAUGAGCGAAGCGGGGCCGUGGAUCUCUGCCAGGUGCAUGCGGCCAGGGGCAGGGCUGGCUGGGGGUGAACAUGCCCCAGAAACGUCCUCUGGACUGAGCCCAGAGCCCGUCACUGCAUUCAGCCAACUGUGUCCCUGGAAGCUCGGGAGGGUGGGGGGCGCUGCCCGGGGCAGCCUCAGAUGUCCGCUGCUGCUUCCAAUGUCACCGCAGCCCAAUAAAUAAUCACACGGACUCGGGGGGAGGGGGAAUUUGUUUAAAACUUGGUUUAAUUUGACCCCCUUUUUAUUUCUAAGCCACCCUCAUCAUGGGGCGCCCCAGAGCAGGGGAGAGGCAGGGCCGGGAGGGCACAAGGGCUGCAGAUCUCCAGGUGGGCUGGGAACUUUAACACGGGGGAAGAGCAGCGUCCCUGUCUCGUUGUGAUUUACACACUUAACACCAGAGCGCACGUGGGGCCACUGCACCUGGCCAUGCCCCGGCGAGGGCUCUUGUGCCACCGCAGAUCACGCUCGGGCUGCACCAGGCUGCUGCGUCAGUGCCAAUGCCGGUGGAAGAUGUCAGUGAAACACGGGCGCGAACGUGCAGCAAAGCUGGAUUCCACCAGCGUCCUAGAGGGUGUUAAAGUGCCACGUGCUGCGAAGCGGCGCACGGGGCAAAGGGGAGCCAGGUUCAGCUGAUGCCACUGGGACUCCCGUGGAGCGAGAGUGAUUAUUACAGCCACGAGCCAGCUCGAUCGAGAUCCUUGCAGACACACCCAGGAGUCGCCCGUGGCCCCAGUUUCCCUCUGCAAGACUCCGAGGGUGGCUUGUCAGAUCUCAGUAUUACUAUCAGUCCGUGGGUGAAAGCUCCCACUGCCUGUUCCUUCUGCCAGAGCCCUAGGGCCGUCCCCUCCCGGGUUCCAGCUCUGCGGGGGGCGAGAGGCAGCAGAUACAGCCGCAGCUCGAUUAGGAACCAUGUCCAGGCCCCUGGCUGGUGCCCUGGAGCGGAUGUGGGGUGGAGGGAGAUGGACAGUGCAUGUGCAGAAUGGAAACCCAAGGCCAGUGCCGCAGUCCCUGGGCAGGCAAGAAUUUGCCUCCCCGGGGGAAAUUUGAAAUCAAGCAUCUCCUAUAAAUAGCGCUAAUCCUCCAGGCUGUGUGGAAGGGCAGCACGGAGCAGAGGGACAGACUGAGCACAUCCCGCUGCUGCAAGUCUUGCUCCGUAAACAAUCCCAGCCAGUCAUUUCUCAGCUUUCCCUCCAGCCAGGCAUAGAGGGUCCCGGCCUGCUCCCGAAGGGCCAGCCGCUGGUAAAUGGCCACUUACACUGCACCCGCUUUGCCCUCCAGGGGGAGCGGGACUAGAUUUGAGGGGUAUUUCAAAUCUAAAGCUGGUUGAGGCUGGAACUGCCGUGGCAGAUGAGCCCCCGCGGGCCGGAGACCACUGGGCGGUCAGGAUCACGGUCCCACCCCCUGACCGCUCAGCCCCGGGCUCUGCCGCAGAGCAGAUCAGGCACAAACCCGUUCCUGCCUUUGCCCGGUGGUAGAAUCCGAAGUCUUGGGGCUCAGCCGGAGCAGAGCUCUGCGGUGCCAGCCUAGCGGUCGGGGGCGGGAUGGCUCAGAGCGGGAAUCCAGCCCCACCUCCGGCUGCAGCACAGCGCCUUGGCCCACGCCGGGAGAGAGACGGCAGCGGCACUAGGCAGCCAGGUGGGAUGCUGCCUCCAUGUGCCCUAGACUGGAUGCACGAAGGCAGCUCCCGUUCUCUGCCUACUCCCGCCCCUUUGCUUUAAACGGCGGAUCAGUCACGCUGUUGGGUUCUACUUCUAACUCCCCCCUCCCGCCCCCCAGACACGGGAGGGGGCAGUACCAAGUCUUUACUCACCGGGUGCGUAACAGGGUCCCUUCAUACCAUGCAAUGGGCGGCGGGCAGGGUGAGCUCUGCUCGGGCAGCAGCUGGGCGCUUCGAAGGAGUCUCUUUAGCCCCUUUGCAUCAUGUUUUCACCGAGUCAUUUUCAAGUCCCCCUUUACUUAGCUGUGAAGGCACCUGGUUUCCCAGUGGUUAGUGGGACCCCAUUAAAAAUACAAGAGUGGCUGCUGGGCGGCCACGAGGCAAAACCCUACGGCAGAGCAAUAGCCGUGGGCCCUGCAGGGGGGUUGAGUGACACCUGCUCCAGUUGGCUGGGACCAGGAGACCCAGAUGUCAGCCGAGUUUUGCUGUUUUCCUUGGUUUUCAAAAUGGCCUAAGCGUCCAUCCCUGGCACUACACCUUGCACGGCUGGUCACCAGCAUCUCCGUGCUGCUCCGAGCAAAGCGAGAGCCAACGGUGCUCCAGGCCGGGGUCUGUUUCGAAGGGGGGCUGUAACUGUUCUGACAUGUAAUAAAACCGCUCUUGGGCAGGACA